This is a messenger RNA of Octopus sinensis (East Asian common octopus), 2901 nucleotides long. RefSeq names its product exocyst complex component 1. Lineage: Eukaryota; Metazoa; Mollusca; Cephalopoda; Octopoda; Octopodidae. Gene Ontology annotation, molecular function: phosphatidylinositol-4,5-bisphosphate binding. Gene Ontology annotation, cellular component: exocyst; plasma membrane. The record is from RefSeq and is a predicted model, not a curated record. Gene Ontology annotation, biological process: exocytosis; Golgi to plasma membrane transport. Bases 138 to 2798 code for a protein of 886 amino acids. The transcript is spliced from 26 exons.
GAUAUUAUGCAUUAGUUACGUCCGGUAGCCUCGCUAUCGAGCAUAAUGGCGUAUUAGUGAAAAUGUAAAAAUAAAAAUAAUAAUAAUAUAAGAGGAAAUCUUUAUUUAUUCGACUUCUACAAAAAUUACCGAACAUAAUGACAGCAAUUAAGCACACACUUCAGCGGGAGGUGUUUCUUCCUGCUGAAGAAAGACUUGUUGGCCUAGUCCAUGUUGCAAAAGCAGGAAAGAAGAAAAAGAGUAGUUUCUUGUGCGCAGCAGUGACUGUUGAUAGCCCUGUUCAAGCUCAUAUCUACCAACUGAAGAAAGCAGACAAGGGCGAAUCAUAUAAGAAAAAGUUGUCCUGGUUUCUUAGAGAACUGAAAGUGGUCGAUGGCAAAGAUGUCAAUAAAUUUUCAGAAAUUGCAGAAUUUGAUCUCCAUUUUGAGAAAGUUUACAAAUGGGUAGCCAGUAGCAUGACUGAGAAGUCCAGUUUUAUAUCCUGCCUGUGGAGGCUAAGUCAAAGAUACCAUGUGCAGAAAGCUGACUUCCUGAAUAUUCCAAAGACAUUGUUGGAAGAAGUAUCUCGUCCGUCGGGACAGAGUCAGAUAGCUGCUGGCAGUGAUGACAUUGCUAUGGUUGAUGAAGAUUACCAAGCUCUCUCCAGUAAAGAGGAAGCUGAUCUUGAGCUCCUCAUGUCUGAAUGCCAAAUGGCUAUCAGUAAUGCAGAAGCCUUUUCUGAGCAGCUCUCCAAGCAGCUGUCGAUGCUGGAUGGUGCCAACAUCCAUUCCAUCAUGGGCUCUGAAGAUCAAGUUUUGAACCUGAUGCGUUUACUUGAUGAUGGAAUCCAGCAAGCUUCUGAUAUUGAAGCUAAACUCAAUGGUUAUGAUGCUAUUCUUAAAAAUGUAAAAGACCAGAUGGAAGUAAUGAAGGACAAAGACAUACUCAUCACAUUGAGGAACAAAAACUAUGAGAAGCUCUUACAUGAACUGGACACCUUGGUUAGCACGUUGGACCUUGACAUCAAACAUACGAGAGCCCUUAUGGAUGGAGAUCUGCUAACACCUACUGGAAUAUAUGAGUGCACAGCAGCCGCAGAAGCUCUUCAAAAGUGUGUACAUGCAAAUAUACAUCCAGCCCUUCAAAAGAUGAAAGCUGUCGUUGAACAACAGGACAGGUUUGAAAAGUUUACCAACCAGUUUGCCAAAAGGCUCAUUCACCACCUUAAUAAUCUCUUCAUACAUCAGGGGAAUGAGAUGGGAGAGACUCUCAGCCGUUUUGCCAACGAACUGAAACUUCCUCAGCAUCAUUCCAGCCACCGAGACUUGACUCCAUAUGCUGACCUGAUGCUCUGGCUCAAGAAUGCGAAUUUCAAUAGUUUUGUGAAACUCUCUAAGGUAUACACAGAAUCAUUGAGCAAGCUUUAUAACAAAGAGAUUCAAGAUUUUCUAGAAUGUGCGAAGCAGAGACUUGUUGGAAAGGGAGAGAAAGGCAAACUGAAUCAGAAAACGUCUUCAUCAUCCAGUUUGACCAAAAUGGCUGAUAGGGGACGUUCCUCCUCAAUCCAAAGUGUUGAUUCUGUAACAUUUUCCAAGGAUGGAUCAGAUUUAGAUCUCAGUUCUAGGCAAUUGUUUGAUCAGAUUUUGGAUAAAGUAUUAUCAGAACUGGAACCAGUAUGUUUGGCUGAGCAGCACUUCACAGUUCGAUUUUUCCAUUUGGCUGAUAAUUGUACAUUGGAACAGAAAACCAGCUCAGAAGACGAAUCAGACCCUGGAGCUGUGAAAAAAACUAAUGAGGAUUACUUUGUGGAAAAUUUAGGGGAAGGAUUAUAUCAAAAACGGUCAACGGUGCAAGUACGGCAGAUCAAUGAAGAAAUGCGACGUAUGAUGACUGAUUUAUUCCCAAGCUUGGAAACUGAAUUGGAAAAUUUCAUUACAUUUGCAGAUAAACUUGAUGGAUGCAACUCCAUGUAUAUGUUGGUGCGUAUGAGCCAACAUGUAAUUAACACGCAGGAUGCCGGUUCCUUCUUAAGCAUGACGUUUGCUAAUUGCCUUGUCAAGACCAAACGUAACUUUGAUCGUUUCAUUCAAAACAAGAUUACUGCCAUCAAGGAAAGCAAGAUCUCCAAGAAAAACAAGUGUGGCAUCAUCAAUUUUGUUUCUGAUUUUGAUGAAUUUGCAAAACAAGCUGAGAUAAUAUUCAAAGGUUCUGAUAGACGUGCCGAUUUGGAAAAAGCCUAUUGCAAAUUAGUUCAUACAAUAUCUGAUGAAAUAGUACGUGUUGCCAAGGAACAUCAAAAGACACCUGAACAUGUCAUAUACAUGGAAAAUUACCACCGAAUGAAUUCCAUUUUGUCGCGGCUUAAAAUAUCUUGCUUGGAAAGUGAAAAGAAAGACUUCAAACAAAAAUAUCUGGAGAGUCUACACAAGUAUACAACAUCACUGCUUGGCCGACCACUGGAGAAGAUUCACAUAUUUUUCGAAGGCGUUGAAAGUAGAGUUGCUGCUGGUGUGAAAAUGGAGGAGGUCGGUUACCAGCUAGCCUUCAGCAAACAAGAACUAAGAAAAGUCAUUAAAGAAUACCCUGGCAAAGAGGUGAAGAAAGGUCUGGAACAUUUAUAUCGCAAAGUUGAGAAACAUUUGUGUGAAGAAGAGAAUCUCUUUGAGGUGGUUUGGCAUACAAUGCAAGAUGAAUUCAUUCGAGCAUACAAGCAUUACGAAAACUUAAUAAAUAACUGUUACCCUGACUCUUUGAUAUCGCUUGAGUUCAGCAUGGCUGAUGUGCUCGAGUAUUUUUCUAAUAUUGCUCGAUUACAUUGAUGCUCUUUAGUCAUUUCCAUAGCAAAAACAGAACUAAAAAAAGAAAACCAAAAAAAAAAAAAACCACAGAAAAAAAACAUCUUCCCACCUUGAAAAACAAAUA